Messenger RNA from Phragmites australis (common reed), 2057 nucleotides. RefSeq names its product cytochrome P450 710A1-like. The record is from RefSeq and is a predicted model, not a curated record. The transcript has a single exon. Gene Ontology annotation, molecular function: oxidoreductase activity, acting on paired donors, with incorporation or reduction of molecular oxygen; monooxygenase activity; iron ion binding. Gene Ontology annotation, biological process: sterol metabolic process. NCBI's taxonomy places the organism in Eukaryota, Viridiplantae, Streptophyta, Magnoliopsida, Poales, Poaceae. Bases 335 to 1867 code for a protein of 510 amino acids.
CGUUCCCCUUCUUCCCGUUCCGUCAAGGAAAUUCCUAUCCGCCGCAACCGCAAGGGCUCAGGCUCAGCCCCCGUGCGCCGCCGUCCUCUCCUCCUUCCCCAAUCGCGGCAGCCAUCAGCCAACACGUCACGGCCGUGCCAGCCAGGCGAAAAAGCCGCCUCCUUUCGCUUACGCUUUCAUAGCCAGCCUUUGACCGCAGAUUCCCGCUCCAACCUUCCCUCCCAGCUCCGCCCCGCGCAUGGCAUAAAUAUACCGUCUUUGGGUCACCAUUCCCGUCAAGGGAGAGAGAGGCUCGGGAAACCUCUAGUAGUAGCUGCUGCUAGGGCCGCGCGCAAUGGGGGCGGAGUCGCUGUCCGGUUUCUUGGACAUCCGCGCGGCGGCGCCAUUCUUGGUCGCGGCGGUGGCGUUCUACUUCCUGGUGGAGCAGCUGUCGUACCACCGCAAUAAGGGGCCCCUGCCCGGCCCGCCGCUCGUCGUGCCGUUCCUCGGGAGCGUCGCGCACAUGAUCCGCGACCCGACGGGGUUCUGGGACGGCCAGGCGGCGCGCGCCAGGAAGUCCGGGGUGGGCCUCGCCGCGGAUUUCUUGGUCGGGCGGUUCAUCGUGUUCAUCCGCGACUCGGAGCUGUCCCACCGCGUCUUCGCCAACGUCCGCCCUGACGCGUUCCACCUCAUCGGCCACCCUUUCGGCAAGAAGCUCUUCGGCGACCACAACCUAAUCUACAUGUUCGGCGAGGACCAUAAGGACCUGCGCCGCCGGAUCGCUCCCAACUUCAUGCCGCGCGCGCUCUCCACCUACGCCGCAAUCCAGCAGCGCGUCAUCCUCACCCACCUUCGGAGGUGGCUCGACCAGAGCGCCGCCGAGGGCCGGAAGGCCUUCCCGAUACGGGUGCCCUGCCGCGACAUGAAUCUGGAGACCUCGCAGACGGUGUUCGUGGGGCCGUACCUCACCAAGGAGGCGAGGCAGCGGUUUGAGAGGGACUACAACCUCUUCAACGUCGGGGUCAUGGCGAUGCCUGUGGACCUGCCUGGGUUCGCGUUCCGGCGCGCGAGACAGGGCGUGGCGCGGCUGAUUCGCACGCUCGGGGAGUGCGCGCGGGAGAGCAAGGCGCGCAUGCGCGCCGGCGGCGAGCCCGAGUGCUUGGUGGACUACUGGAUGCAGGAUACAGUGCGGGAUAUCGACGAGGCGGCGGCGGCGGGGUGGCCGCCGCCGGCGCACACCGACGACGAGGAGAUCGGGGGCUUUCUGUUCGACUUCCUCUUCGCGGCGCAGGACGCGUCCACCUCGUCCCUCUGCUGGGCCGUGUCCGCGCUGGACUCCCACCCGGACGUGCUCGCCCGCGUGCGCGCCGAGGUGGGCGCGGUCUGGUCGCCGGAGUCGGACGAGCCCAUCACCGCGGAGCAGAUCCUCGCGAUGAAGUACACCCAGGCAGUUGCGCGCGAGGUGAUCCGGUACCGCCCGCCCGCGACGCUGGUGCCGCACAUCGCGGGCGAGCCGUUCCAGCUGACGGAGUGGUACACGGUGCCCAAGGGCGCCAUCGUGUUCCCGUCGGUGUACGAGUCGUCGUUCCAGGGGUUCCCGGACGCCGACUCGUUCGAUCCGGAGCGCUUCUUCUCGGAGGCGCGCAGGGAGGACGUGGCGUUCAAGCGCAACUUCCUGGCGUUCGGCGCCGGCGCGCACCAGUGCGUGGGGCAGCGGUACGCGCUGAACCACCUGGUGCUGUUCCUGGCGCUGUUCGUGUCGGUGGUGGACUUCCGGCGGGACAGGACGGAGGGGUGCGACGAUCCGGUGUACAUGCCGACCAUCGUGCCCAAGGACGGUUGCGCCGUGUACCUCAAGCCGCGGUGCGCCAAGCUCCCAUCUUUCUGAGCUGGUUCUCCUUGUCCUCUUGGUCUUUCCACGCUCUCUCUGUCUCCACUGCCGUUUCUUCUUCAUUUUCUUUUGAUUUCUUGGUCGGGGCAGGUCGUCGUGGUGAUUUGUAGAAUUGUAGGUUGUGGUGUUUGUUUGCUCUUGUCUCGUUGAGGGAUGGUCCAUUCAAUUAUUUUUCAAUUGGUUCUGA